Rhododendron vialii is the source of this 1822-nucleotide messenger RNA. RefSeq lists its product as uncharacterized. The record is from RefSeq and is a predicted model, not a curated record. Gene Ontology annotation, biological process: transcription by RNA polymerase III. Gene Ontology annotation, cellular component: transcription factor TFIIIC complex. Bases 1114 to 1512 code for a protein of 132 amino acids. The transcript is spliced from 5 exons. Lineage: Eukaryota; Viridiplantae; Streptophyta; Magnoliopsida; Ericales; Ericaceae.
UGUCAUGAAUUUUGUAUUGUUUAUUUGUUUUCUGCAGUCAGUUCUUUUGAAGAGGAGUUUGGUGUACUGCUGUCCCAUCUUUGGUUGGAGAUUCUGAUCAGAAUUCUUUUUGGUUUUCUGCUCAUAGUUUCAAACUUUUAUGGUGUUCUUUCACUCUUUAUUACUGCACCACAGAGUUUAUGGAUUAUUGCAAGCAUCCAUGAUGAGUAACUUCCUUUCGUUAUCCUUGCACUUUGAUUGCUAGUGAAGAAAACUAUGGGGAUGUUUGACUCUGAGAUGCUUUGCCUCCAACCUCACCCACCCCUUAAAAGAUACUUAGUUUCCUCCCUAUUUUCUGUAGAUUUUGUUUUUGACUUUGGUUUUAUACUACGUAAUUAGGUAAUAGUUACUAAUAUGAUUUUUCGUUGUAAGUUUUAUCUGAUCUUUGCACGAGGUGCCCUGGAUAUAUUUUCUUUUACAUCUGAUGUUCUUUCCAUCUUUUGUUGCCUUCUUUUUGUUGUUCUUUAGUGCAUUUCUUAUUUUUGCUCUAGAAGGAUUUUGUUUUUUUCUUUUUCUCUUUCAUCGGACUGAUGAUGUACCUAAGAAACCGCUCAAUCAUGCCAUUACUAGUGAUAUGGGAUGGAAGAUAAUGUAAAUGAUUCCGAGAAUAUUUAUGUGUUAUAACCUGUCUGUAAUCCUUAGUGGUGAGACUGGGACAAAUAAGACCACACAAACUCAAUAGUUCAAUGGGGAUAAUGCUGUCACUUAUCCAUAUUGCCGCUCUUUGGGGUGCCACUGUGCCUGUAUGUCAGAGCACCAUGCUGAAUGGUGGCUGGAUAAAAAGGACUUCACCAUAUUGCUUAAGAAGUUGUGUGGUGGAAGGUACGAGUCUUGAUGAUCAGUUGAACACUUCUAUGUUAAGCCUUCUCCUAAUUAGUAAUGAGAAGUCUGUAUUGGCUAUUGUCAGUGAUGUCAGGAGCAGUUUGUUCCACCUCAUUCUCUGACUUUACUUAGUAAUGGGUCUCAUGAAUUAGGAGCCGCCGAGCCGGUAAAGCAGUUAAAAUGUAAUGGCCGCUAUUUCUCCGUCCCAUGAUCAUGUGGAGGAUGAAGAAAAGUAUGUAUUGCUUGAUUUAGAUGGGGUUUCUGGGCAAGUCCAUAUUCCACCAAAUGCACCAUAUGUUCUAUCUGUAUGUCCAUAACGGUCUUGACACCUUAAACCCAAUUUUGGUUAUCGACAAUAAAGUAAAGUUGGUGAGUCAAAAGUUUGGAAAGAUUGGGGAAUAUGAAGAAACAAUUGGAACAUGCUUUGUUUUCACUGAAGGCGAAUCUGCUCCUGUUAUACAUGAAGAGACUGGACCAUCUGAAGCUAACCUUUUCUCCGGGAAAUUCAUAAUAGACCCGAAGCAACCUCCAGCCAAGGAAGUGAAUCCAGUGGCCCGCCUCCAUCAGAUUCUGAAGUUCAGAUUAUUACCCGAAUCUGAUAUCGAAGAUAUAACAGCGGAACCGACUACACAGACUGGUUUACCUGAUUGAUCAUAGAAGUAUGGUUGUUCUCUCAUUUCACGGAGGAGGAAGUUGAGGCGAGAAAAACAGCUAUCAGCAGUCAAAGCUGUAAGCAGGUUUUUGUGGAAAUUCGACAUUCUAUGCUCCUGUAAUGAUCAAGUGCUUCUUUCUCAUUGUUGUUUCGUAGUGAGAUUUUAGACCAAUCAGCAUCUCUCUCAUGUCUUUGAUCUAUGGGAUGAAAUUUAGUUCUGCUUCUGCAUAGCUGAAUUCUACUACAAAAUUGUAGUAAAAAAUGAAUGUCAAAUUUCGAUUCAACCAUAGUGAAUUUGGUCUCUAUACA